Python bivittatus (Burmese python) is the source of this 969-nucleotide messenger RNA. It is a transcript of the gene DUOXA2, whose product is annotated as dual oxidase maturation factor 2. Gene Ontology annotation, cellular component: endoplasmic reticulum membrane. Lineage: Eukaryota; Metazoa; Chordata; Lepidosauria; Squamata; Pythonidae. The record is from RefSeq and is a predicted model, not a curated record. Gene Ontology annotation, biological process: protein transport.
AUGACCUUGUUUGAUGGCAUCUACCCCUUCUACCCCCAGUCCAGGAAGCCCUUCAUCUUUGAUGUUGACCUCAUAAUUGUUAUCAUCGUCUUCUUGGUUAUCGCCUUCAGCUUCUUACUUAUUCUGCCUGGGAUUCGAGGCAGAGCGAGACUCUACUGGCUUGUUCGGGUCAUCUCCAGCCUCUUUAUUGGAGGAGUGAUUGUUGCUGUUCACUUCACCUCUGACUGGCAGAGUGGGAGGGUGACAGCCAACGUCACCUACAAAUCGUUCAGCGUCGCCAUGGUCCAUGCAGAUAUUGGGCUGUACGUUGGCUUGACGGGAGUCAACAUCACCUUGGUUGGAAAACCCGUGGAUCAGCUUAAUGAAACCAUCAAUUAUAAUGAACAGUUUUCGUGGUGGUUUGGGGCCGACUACGACAAAGAGUUUGAAGAAGGCCUGCAACGUGGAUUGCCCAGUCCCAUCCUCUAUGUGGCAGAGAAGUUUGCUGAGCACAGCCCCUGUGGCUUGAACAGUGUCUACCGCAUGGCUGGUCACUAUGCAUCAGCAACCCUCUGGGUGGCAUUCUGUGCGUGGCUUGUUUCCAACAUGCUGUUCUCCAUGCCGGUCCCAGUGUAUGGCGGCUACAUGAUUCUCGUCACAGGGGCUUUCCUCAUCUUCGCACUCCUGUCCUUCUCCACGGGGAGGAACGCCUGGUGUGUCAUCCAGUUUGGGUUGGCAUCUCUGCAGCUGGCCUAUGGGGCAUCGUUCUGGCUCACUCUGGCCACAGGGCUCUUCUGCUUCCUUAUUGGCACAGUCGUGAUUGCCCUGCACUUCACCCAGCCAAACUUCCUGAAAGCAUUCUUUGACCUGGCCGAGGAUGAAGAGGAUGAUGAAGGCAUGUUGGGCGAGGUGCACAUCAACCCCUACUUCCAUCAGACCCAGACACUUUCUUCUCAGCCUGAUUUCAAACUGACCAUCAAGAACAGCUAA